This is a messenger RNA of Ichthyophthirius multifiliis, 1625 nucleotides long. RefSeq lists its product as hypothetical. The transcript has 2 exons. The record is from RefSeq and is a predicted model, not a curated record. Gene Ontology annotation, molecular function: phosphatidylinositol binding; phosphatidic acid binding; GTP binding. NCBI's taxonomy places the organism in Eukaryota, Ciliophora, Oligohymenophorea, Hymenostomatida.
CAAAAAUUAUACAAAUUUCAAAGAAUAUAUUUUAGUUUUUAAAAAAAUGUCUAUAUAAAGCGAAAAUACGAAAAUAAUAAAAUAAAUUUCCUUAAUAGGAUGCUCAAUUGCAUCUUCUUUAAUAAUGAAUUUCUUAGCCUAAAAGCUUUUACAAAAAAAAAAAGCAUUUAAUGCACUUAAAACCACUCUCUUUAAAGAAAUACUUCAAUAAAAAAGAGAAUAAGAAGAAUACUAAAAACAUAUUGAAAAUGAAAAAAAUAAUCUUCUAAAAUAAGAAUCUGUACAGCCCAUAAUUAAAAAAACUCAAAGCAUAAACAUUGAAAACCUUUUGACAAACGAACAAUAAAAAAACGAUAAUUAACCAAAUGAACCUGUCAAAAUAUAUAAAAUAUGCAUCACAGGGGGUCCUUGUUCUGGUAAAACAUCAGGAGUCGUUCUUUUAGCCGAAAAGCUAAGAGAUGAAGGCUUUUAAGUAUUUACAGUCCCCGAAGCAGUUCCUUUGCUUGUAAAUGGAGGCGGAAUGUUAGAUAUAUAAAAUUUAGAAGAAAAUUAAUAAAUAGCUUUUUAUAAAUCCCUUAUGAUCGAAUAAGCUUAAUUAGAAGACACUUUUUUAGGAAUCGCUAAAUUAAAUAAUUAAAACGCAAUUGUUUUAUGUGAAAGAGGUUUAAUGGAUAAUUCAGCGUAUUUAUCACAUCAUUUAUGGCAAGAGUUACUUAAUUAAAUGAAUAUUAAUGAAUUCACUAUUAGAGAUUAAAGAUAUGAUUGUGUAGUACAUUUAGUAACAUCAGCUGAUGGAGCUGAAGAUUUCUAUAAUAAAUAGAACACAAAUGGAAGGAGAGAGUCACCUUAAGAGGCCAUUAAUUUGGACAGGAAAAUUCAGUUAGCUUGGUUCGCUCAUUCUGUGUAUUUUAAAAUGGAAAACGAAUUAAAAUUUGACCAAAAACUUUAAUAAUUGGUCUAAACAGUUAGAAAAUAAGUUGGUUUGCCUGUAUAAUUAAAAAAAUUUAACAAAAGAUAUUUAAUUUAAAAUGAAAAAGAAUUCACAUAAAUAAUGCCUAAAGAUUUAAAAAUAUAAAAGUUUUUUAUAGAGGACAAUUUUGUCAAAACAGAAAUCAAUAGUUAAGAUCCUGAAUAUAAAUUUUACAUAAAAAUAAGGAGAAGAGGUUAGGAAUCUUAAUACACAUAUUCAUGGUUUUAAUCAGAAUAUAGAAACGGAAAAUAAAUCGGAAGCCAAAAAAAGUAACUUAAUUUUAAAGAAUAUCUCUUUAUGCUAUCUUUGUGUGAUAAAGCCAGGUAAAAUUUGUUAAAAGAAAGAAUCUGUUUUAUGCAAAACGGGCUUUUUUAUAUAAUUGAUACUUAUGAAAAUGUAAAAGAAGGCUUUAGUAUACUAAAAGUUAAGGUUUAAGAUGAAAAUCAGCCUCAUGUUGUACCUAAUUUCGUUAAAAUUAUUAGAGAUGUUACUCAUGAAAAAGGAUAUAGGAGUAGAAUUUUGGCAAAAAAAGAUUGGUAUGCACCAGAGGAAGAUGAAGAAAUUUUAAAUAUUAGAAAAGAUUAGUAUUUAUGAAAUUUGUUUUUUAUAUGUAUUAUUAAGUUUUUUUAAUCAAUCAAAAUAUUUAGUUUUCUCC